AGUCUCAGAUCAGCAACAGCCUAGUAAUCACCAAGCCGUCUUCGUCGUCGUGGUAGUCUUCGUCGUUCGAACUUCACCUUAUAGUUGGAGUUCGCGCAGGAAGUUCGACGGAGAGCCGACCCGUACAUAGCUAGCCAGCAACAGACCCUCCGGAAAGUUUCACGCACCCCCUAACAAUCUCAGUAUCUACACUUUCUUCUUUCCUGUGGACUCAUCUGAAUCAGAUGAACAAGCGGCCCACAACCUCUCAGGAGCCGGGAGCGUUGAAGCGCCUUCGGGCGGCGAGUCCGUCGUACUCUUAUCUGGUGCUGCUUCUAGUUCUUCUGCUCCAGCCUGAGCCCAACGAAGCGCGCAUCUUGCACAAAAGGUCCAUCAUAGAGAACGGCUGCCGCGGGAAUUACGUACCCACCUUCGAACAAUACUAUUACAAGCUGGACAGGUUUUGCGAGGAGUGCUACCUACUUUACCGCGAUCCCGCUAUCUCAAAGCAGUGCCCGAAAGAUUGCUUCCGAAACGAAGUUUUCAGAGCUUGCAUUCAGGCACUGAUGCUUGAAACACAGAUGAAAGGCAUCGACAAAAUGAUCAACGUGCUUGCCGGUUAG
Molecule: messenger RNA, 602 nt
Organism: Galendromus occidentalis (western predatory mite)
Lineage: Eukaryota; Metazoa; Arthropoda; Arachnida; Mesostigmata; Phytoseiidae
Gene: ITP
Product: ion transport peptide
Exons: 3
Coding region: 225-602 (125 amino acids)
Biological process (GO): circadian rhythm
Cellular component (GO): extracellular region
Molecular function (GO): neuropeptide hormone activity
Source: RefSeq, a predicted model, not a curated record